AUGGCAAAACUGUACAAGAAAGAUGCAAGCCCACCAGCUAGAACGGUUAUGAUUGCUUCCUAUAUAUUAGGAGUUCCUUACGAUCCUCAAGAAUUAAAUCCAUUAUUACGGGAACAAGACACUCCGGAAAUGUUUAAGAAAAACCCUAUGAAGACUAUACCUUUAUGGGAAGAAGAUAAUUUCUGCUUAGCUGAUAGCCAUGCUAUAAUUCUCUACCUGUUUGAUAAAUAUGCUAAGCCAGAGCAUGAACAUUUAUAUCCUAGAGACAAAAGAAUAAGAGCUACUAUUAAUCAUAGAUUAUUCUUUGAUUGUGGCAUUUUAUUUCCAAGAUUAAGAUCUAUAAUGGGGCCAACAUAUACUGGAAAAUUGACAAAGUUAUCAAAAUCAAUGAUAAGGAAUUUGGAAAGUGCCUAUGAAAUUCUAGAGAAGUACCUUGAAAAGACCAUAUACUUAGCUGACAAUGUUAUGACACUGGCUGACAUAAGCAUAUUUACAACUAUGUCUACUCUUAAUGGUUUACAUCCUAUCGACAGUAAUAGAUAUCCAAAACUAAAAAGGUGGUUUAAUGUCAUGUGUGCUGAAAAAUUUAGUCAAGAAAUUAAUGAGCCAGGUGCCAAAGAACAUGUGGAGGGACUUUUAGCUUUUAUGAAAAACAAUUUGAAUAAAUCAAAACUUUAG
This is a messenger RNA of Pieris macdunnoughi, 678 nucleotides long. The record is from the annotation of a GenBank genome assembly. Lineage: Eukaryota; Metazoa; Arthropoda; Insecta; Lepidoptera; Pieridae.